Phytophthora nicotianae INRA-310 is the source of this 153-nucleotide messenger RNA. RefSeq lists its product as hypothetical. The record is from RefSeq and is a predicted model, not a curated record. The transcript has a single exon. The coding region runs from base 1 to 153 and encodes 50 amino acids. Lineage: Eukaryota; Oomycota; Peronosporomycetes; Peronosporales; Peronosporaceae.
AUGGCGCGUACCAUGGAGGUGGACAAGAUGUCAGGUGGCGACAAGAGCUCAGGCCAGCGGCAAGUGAAGGUCAGCGCCAGGACUUUAACGGAUCAGCACGUGCAGGUCAGGCCCAGGACGCCGCCCAAGUUGCAGCAGGUGCAGGUCGAGUGA